This is a messenger RNA of Trichophyton benhamiae CBS 112371, 1746 nucleotides long. RefSeq lists its product as uncharacterized. Gene Ontology annotation, cellular component: chaperonin-containing T-complex. The record is from RefSeq and is a predicted model, not a curated record. Lineage: Eukaryota; Fungi; Ascomycota; Eurotiomycetes; Onygenales; Arthrodermataceae. Gene Ontology annotation, biological process: protein folding. Bases 1 to 1746 code for a protein of 581 amino acids. The transcript has 4 exons. Gene Ontology annotation, molecular function: ATP hydrolysis activity; ATP binding; ATP-dependent protein folding chaperone.
AUGGCGUUCGCGGGCCAAACACCCACAAUCAUCGUUUUGAAGGAGGGAACGGAUGCCUCGCAGGGCAAGGGACAGAUUCUCUCGAAUAUCAACGCCUGUGUUGCGGUACAGAACACUAUCAAGAGCACGCUAGGCCCCUAUGGCGGGGACCUAUUACUGGUAGACACCAACGGCAAGCAGACAAUCACAAACGAUGGAGCAACGGUAAUGAAGCUGCUCGAUAUUGUCCACCCCGCAGCCCGCAUCCUGACCGACAUUGCACGAUCCCAGGACGCAGAAGUAGGCGAUGGGACGACCUCCGUGGUUGUGCUAGCAGGUGAAAUCCUACGAGAAGUGCGUGACCUAGUGGAGCAGGAUGUAAGUGCUCAGACGAUUAUAAAGGGAUUGAGGAAGGCGAGUGCCAUGUGCAUCAACCGGAUCAAGGAGAUUGCAAUUGAUAUGAAGGACGCUGCUGGCGGAGAGGCGAAGAAGAUUGAGACUUUGCGGCGACUGGCGGGCACAGCGAUGAACAGCAAGCUGAUCAAGCGGAAUUCGGACUUUUUCACAAAGAUGGUUGUGGAUGCCGUCCUGUCGCUGGACCAGGACGACCUGAACGAGAAGCUGAUUGGGGUCAAGAAGAUUACCGGAGGAGCGCUGCAGGACUCGCAGUUCAUCAACGGCGUUGCGUUCAAGAAGACGUUCUCUUAUGCUGGGUUUGAGCAGCAGCCCAAGUCGUUCAAGAACCCAAAGAUUGUUUGCUUGAAUGUUGAGCUGGAGCUGAAGAGCGAGAAGGACAAUGCAGAGGUCAGGGUCGAACAGGUAUCGGAGUACCAGGCCAUCGUCGACGCGGAGUGGCAGAUCAUCUUCAACAAGCUCGAGGCUCUCUACAAGACCGGAGCCAAGGUUGUCCUUAGCAAGCUCCCUAUCGGUGACCUUGCAACACAGUAUGUCUUUUUUUCAUUUACUUUUUUUAACCCUAACCCUCUCUCUGUCCUGAUGAACGGCCCCGGUAUUAACGAAGUUAGAUACUUUGCGGACAGAGACAUAUUCUGUGCCGGGCGAGUGUCAUCCGACGACAUGGAGCGAGUGAACAAGGCCACCGGUGCCUCGACACAGUCUACCUGCAGCGACAUCCAGGAGCACCACCUGGGCGAGUGUGGUAGUUUCGAGGAGCGCCAGAUCGGUGGCGAGCGCUUCAACAUCUUCUCCGAGUGCCCUGGAGCCAAAACAUGCACUCUGAUCCUGCGCGGUGGAGCAGAGCAGUUCAUUGCCGAAGCCGAACGCAGUCUGCACGACGCCAUCAUGAUCGUCAAGCGGGCGCUACGGAACACCAACGUCGUGGCCGGCGGCGGUGCAACCGAGAUGGACCUGUCCGGCUACAUCCACCGGUAUGCCGACGUGAACGUCCCGCACAAGCAGCAGGCCGUCGUCAAGGCGUUUGCAAAGGCCCUGGAGGUGAUCCCCCGACAGCUGUGCGACAACGCCGGCUUCGAUGCCACGGACAUUCUCAACCAACUGAGAGUCGAGCACAAGAAGGGCAACGUCUGGGCCGGCGUCGACUUUGACCGCGAGGGCGUGCGAGACAACAUGAAGGCCUUUGUCUGGGAGCCGAGUCUGGUCAAGGUCAAUGCCAUCCAGUCGGCCGUCGAGGCUGCCUGUCUCAUUCUCUCUGUCGACGAAACCAUCAGUACGUCUUUCCCCUCCCCCCCCCCUCCUCCUCUUUCUUCCCCCCUGUCUACAUCUAUAUGCUAUGUCUUACUCUACUGA